GUUGAUGUUUCUGCCUCCGACUCUAAAACAUGUGAUCAGCGGGUCGGCGUGGAUGUUAAUACAUGACCCCAGGCUUCCACUCAAACGUCGGCUUACGGAGGGAGGCGCCCUGGAAAAGCCGCGGUCGCAGAGAGGGGAGGCGACGGGAGGAGAAACGAUCGGGGAGCGCUCUGCAGCUUUGGCGCCCUCGCCUUUUGCGCCUCAAUUAUGCGAGACGCAGCAACCGCGACCGUGAGAGAGGAGAAGCGUUCGGCGGACGAGAACCGGGGCACGGAGGCAGGGCAGCCGGGAGAGGAGGACGUCUGACAGAUAGGAGGGACCUCUGCAGCAGGAUCCCCACUGUGCUGAACACAGAACUGCGUGACUGGUCUGUGCGAGCAGAGGGAGAGGGAGGAGAGGAGGGAGCAAGGUAGGAAAUAAAGAAGGGGGAGGGGAGGCAGUGCGGUGCAGUGCUGGCUUGACUGGAUGAGUAGCAGCCGUGGCACAGGCAGCAGCAGCAGCAUCAGCACCACUAGCUGUAGCAUCUCUCUCCGUGGCUGCUGGAGGCUGUCGUCUCGCGGCUGCCGGGGCAUCGGCAUCCUCCGCACACAGGCGUGAGGACACAGACGCGCGCGCCGCCCGCCUUCCACACACAUGUCGUGGCGGCCACCAGAGAGGAGGUAGUGAGUGACGGUGCUCGGGGGACAGGGGGGGGGGGGCACGGGAGGAGAAAACAGGGACGACCGGUAGGAGGACUGGAGCAGCAGCAGCAGCGGCAGCAGCAGCAGCAGUGACAGCGGCACCAUGGCGCAAGCCGCUAAGCAGCUCCGCAAGACUAAGGACCUCGCUGAGGCCGCCGCCCAGGAGCAGCGGGAGAAGGAGGAGGAGAAGAUCAAAAAGAGAAAUCGAUCCAGGGACCGCAAGCGCAGGGCCGACGCAGCCACCAGCUUUCUGCGCGCGGCCCGAUCUGGGAACCUGGACAAGGCUCUGGAUCACAUCAAGAAUGGCAUCAACAUCAACACAUCUAAUCAAAAUGGUCUCAACGGGUUACACCUCGCCUCUAAGGAAGGUCACGUCAAAAUGGUCUUGGAGCUACUACACGCUGGCAUCGAACUUGAAGCCACCACCAAAAAAGGGAACACGGCUCUUCAUAUCGCGGCGCUGGCGGGGCAGGAGAAGGUGGUGGCUGAGCUCGUCAACUACGGUGCCAACGUUAAUGCCCAGUCACAUAAAGGAUUCAGUCCUCUCUACAUGGCAGCGCAGGAGAACCAUUUAGAAGUGGUCAAGUUCCUGCUUGAGAACGGCGCCAAUCAGAGUCUCCCGACUGAGGACGGCUUCACUCCCCUGGCUGUGGCCCUCCAGCAGGGCCAUGAAAACGUUGUGGCGCUGCUCAUCAACUACGGCACCAAAGGCAAAGUCCGACUCCCCGCGCUACACAUCGCUGCACGAAACGACGACACUCGCACCGCUGCCGUCCUCCUGCAGAAUGACCCCAACGCUGAUGUACUCAGCAAGACUGGUUUCACACCUCUCCAUAUUGCAGCUCACUAUGAGAACAUGAGCGUGGCCCAGCUGCUGCUGAACAGAGGAGCCAACGUAAACUUCACCCCUAAGAAUGGCAUCACGCCCCUUCAUAUAGCCUCCAGGAGGGGCAAUGUGAUGAUGGUCAGACUCCUGCUGGACAGAGGAGCUCAGAUUGAUGCCAAAACAAAGGAUGAGCUGACUCCUCUCCACUGUGCAGCCAGGAAUGGUCACGUCCGUAUUAUUGAGAUCCUGCUGGAACACGGUGCUCCCAUCCAGGCUAAAACAAAGAACGGCCUGUCCCCCAUCCACAUGGCAGCUCAGGGUGAUCACAUGGACUGCGUCAGGCAGCUACUGCAGUACAACGCUGAGAUCGACGACAUCACCCUGGACCACUUAACCCCUCUUCAUGUAGCGGCCCACUGUGGUCACCACCGCAUGGCUAAAGUUCUGCUGGACAAGGGGGCCAAAGCCAACGCACGCGCCCUGAAUGGUUUCACACCUCUCCACAUCGCGUGCAAGAAGAACCACAUGCGAUCCAUGGACCUGCUGCUCAAGCACUCAGCUUCUUUAGAAGCUGUCACAGAGUCGGGCCUCACUCCUCUUCAUGUAGCGGCGUUCAUGGGCCAUCUGAACAUAGUGAAGAACCUUCUUCAAAGAGGGGCUUCACCUAAUGCUUCCAAUGUGAAAGUGGAGACUCCUCUCCAUAUGGCCUCCAGAGCAGGACACUGUGAAGUUGCUCAGUUCCUGCUGCAGAACGCAGCGCAAGUGGAUGCGAAGGCUAAGGACGACCAGACACCUCUACACUGUGCGGCCCGCAUGGGCCACAAGGAGCUUGUGAAGCUGCUUCUUGAGCACAAGGCCAACCCAGACUCGGCUACGACGGCAGGUCACACACCCUUACACAUCGCCGCACGUGAGGGACACGUCCACACCAUUCGGAUAUUACUGGAUGCUGGAGCACAGCAAAUCAAGAUGACAAAGCAGAAAGGUUUCACCCCGCUCCACGUGGCCUCUAAAUAUGGAAAGGUGGAUGUAGCAGAGCUCCUUCUGGAGAGAGGAGCCAACCCCAAUGCAGCGGGGAAGAACGGUCUGACACCCCUUCAUGUGGCCGUCCAUCACAACAACCUGGAUGUUGUUAAACUCCUGGUCAGCAAGGGAGGAUCUGCACACAGCACUGCCCGAAAUGGCUACACUCCCCUGCACAUAGCGGCCAAGCAGAACCAGAUGGAGGUGGCCAGUUGUCUGCUUCAGAACGGGGCAUCACCCAAUUCUGAGUCCCUGCAAGGCAUCACGCCCCUACACCUGGCUUCACAGGAGGGAAGGCCAGACAUUGUGGCCCUGCUCAUCUCCAAACAGGCCAACGUCAAUCUAGGAAACAAGAACGGACUGACUCCUCUGCAUCUUGUGGCUCAGGAGGGUCACGUGGGAAUCGCCGACACGUUGGUCAAACACGGGGCCUCCGUUUACACCGCCUCACGGAUGGGCUACACACCCCUUCACGUGGCCUGUCACUAUGGCAACAUCAAGAUGGUGAAGUUCCUUCUGCAGCAGCAGGCUCAAGUCAACAGCAAGACGAGGAUGGGCUACACCCCUCUGCACCAGGCUGCUCAGCAGGGCCACACCGAUAUAGUCACCCUGUUGUUGAAACACGGAGCCCAGCCUAAUGAGAUAACUUCGAAUGGGACAUCUCCCUUGGGCAUUGCUAAGCGGCUGGGUUACAUCUCUGUCAUUGAUGUGCUGAAGCUGGUUACCGAGGAGUCUGUCUCCGCGAUCACUACAGAGAAACAUCGGAUGAGUUUUCCGGAGACGGUAGAUGAGAUUUUGGACGUCUCAGAAGAUGAAGGGGUUGCCCAGCUAACGUUAGGGGACGAGCUGCUCGGUAUGGACGGAGCGCGCUAUUUGAAGCUCGACGACUUCAAGGACCAGGACGAUGACUUUCUUUCCCCAAAGAAGACCCUCAGAGACUUUGAGGGUGGCAUGGGCACCACGCCAUAUUCUCCUGCCAUUCCCAGGAUCCCCUGUGUGUCACCAGAGACGGUUCUGCUGGAUCAGCACACACCCAUCCCUUUGCCAAAAGAGUAUGACGAGGAUUCUCUGAUCCCAAGCAGCCCGGCUACGGAGACUUCAGACAACGUCAGCCCUGUGGCCAGCCCCAUUCACACAGGCUUCCUGGUGAGUUUCAUGGUGGAUGCUCGAGGAGGCUCCAUGCGAGGCAGCAGGCACCACGGGCUGCGGGUGAUCAUCCCGCCGCGAACCUGCGCCGCACCCACGCGCAUCACCUGCCGCCUCGUCAAACCCCAGAAACUGACCACACCCCCUCCUCUGGUGGAGGGGGAGGGCCUCGCCAGUCGGAUAAUUUCCCUGGGUCCGUCCAGUAUGCAGUUCCUUGGACCCGUCAUCGUGGAGAUCCCUCACUUUGCCUCUCUGGGCCGAGGGGACAGGGAGCUCGUGGUCCUCCGCAGUGAAAACGGCUCGGUCUGGAAGGAGCACCGCAAUCGCUACGGCGACGAGGUGCUGGAAACUAUCCUGAACGGCAUGGAUGAAGACUUGGAGAGUCAAGAGGAGCUGGAGAAGAAGAGAAUCCGUCGAAUCAUCUCCACCGACUUCCCCCUCUACUUUGCCGUAGUCUCCCGCAUUCAGCAGGAGAGCGACCUCAUCGGUCCGGAGGGCGGCCGGCUCACCACUAAGCUGGUCCCACACGUUGAGGCCAUUUUCCCUGAGACUGCCGUCACCAAGAGAGUGAGGUUGGGACUCCAGGCGCAGCCAAUCCCAGAUGAGCUGCUGACUAGGCAGCUUGGUAACCAGGCAACCUUCAGCCCCGUGGUUACCAUCGAGCCACGCCGACGUAAAUUCCACCGUCCGAUCGGACUGCGCAUUCCUUUGCCGCCAUCCUGGAGGGAGAGUGUCCGUGAUGCUGGCGAGGGAGAUACCACCAGCUUGCGUCUCCUCUGCAGUGUCAUCGGUGGGACGGCACCAGCUCAGUGGGAGGACAUCACCGGAACCACCAAGCUGAUGUACGCCAACAACUGUGCCAACUUUACCACCAACGUGUCUGCACGAUUCUGGCUGGCAGACUGUCCGCGGACGGCGGAGGCCGUGACCUUCGCCAACCUGCUGUACCGUGAGCUAAUGUCCGUCCCGUAUAUGGCCAAGUUUGUUAUUUUCGCCAAGAUGAACGAGGCACGUGAGGGGCGCUUGCGUUGUUACUGCAUGACAGACGACAAGAUGGACAAAACUCUGGAGCUGCAUGAAAACUUCACAGAAGUGGCCCGCAGUCGAGAUAUCGAGCUGAUGGAGGGAAUGCCGCUGCACCUGGAGUGCUCUGGGAACCUGGUGCCCAUCCGGAAGGCCACACAGCAGCCUCGCAGCUUCAGCUUUCAGGCCUUCAGAGAUAACCGCCUGCCCGUCUCCGUCAAGGUCAGAGACAGUAACAAGGAUGCCAGCGGGUUUUUGUCCUUCCUGCGGAAGUGCACCAAGUACGAGGACACGCAGCACGUCCUGUGUAACCUUAACAUAACCAUGCCGCCCUGUGUCAAAGUUGUUGGAAGCGAGGAGCGCCGGCGGACUUUAACCCCUCUCGCCCUGAGGGAGCGCUACAGCGCGCUGAACGAGCCCGGCGUCGCUACAGUGAACGCCAUGGAGAGGACUGAGAUCAAAAUCAACAUCAUAUCUGAGCAGCUGGGUUUGAGUUGGGCAGAGCUGGCAAGAGAGCUUCAGUUUGGUGUGGACGACAUCAAUAGGAUCCGUGUGGAGAAUCCAAACUCCCUGCUGGACCAGAGCUCUGCCCUUCUCAAUUUGUGGGCCAGCAGAGAGGGCAAAAGGGCCAAGAUGGAGAGCCUCUACACUGCUCUGAGGAACAUUGAUCGCGCAGACAUCGUAACCUCCCUGGAGGGUCAGGCUCCGCAGCCAGUGCCCGGUUCGUCAGAGGAGGGCGCCUGUCGACUCAGCGACCGCGACUCCACCUUCCUGUCGCCCAGUGUCAUUAAUGAGAUCACGGACACAAGGCAACCGCGCCUAAUGCACAAGCCACGCGUUAUUAGACCCCCGUUUUUCAGAAGGGGUUAUGGGCUGGUGCAGGAGGAGCUUCUGUCCCCGGCCUCCAUGCAGUACAGCCUGCCCUCUCCGCUGGGCGUGGAGCCCUACUGGCAGGAAGUCUCCAGCCUCGAGUGCGCCCCCAUCGCCACCACGGAGGAGGACACUCUGAUGGAGAUGUCGGACGUUCAGGUGUGGCCGGCCGGGGUCAGCCCCUCGCUGGUCACCGUGGAGGACUCGUCGCUGGAGGGCAGCAGCCGGGCCGACGACUCGGAGGGCGCCACGCUCUCCCUGCCCUGCAGCUUGGGCCGCCCGAGCAGCGGAGCCAGCGGGGCCAGCGGCUCCAUCAUGGAGCUGGAGGAGGAGGAGGAGGAGGAGGAGGAGGAGGAAGGGGAGGUGGAGGAGGAGGAGGCGCCACAGGAGUGCACGGCGAGUGCGCUGGCAGAAAGGGACAGGGUGAGGGCCAGUGGCGCCGUGCCCAAGGUCAAUCUGAACGGCCAGCUGGGAGGUCAGAGGUUGGACGCGAGGAGAGGGGAGGCGGCGGCGGCGGCGGCGGCGGCGGCUGCGGGAGGAGGAGGAAUAAAAGGAGGAGGUGGAGGUGUAGGGCUGGGCUCAGUGGAAGGGAUUUCUGUUGUUGCAGGCCAGCAGGUGUACGCCCAGCGCUGCGAGAUUUCGGGAUUGAGUCGAGCCACGGAGCACAACGGAGACAACCGGGUGGUUGGAGGUGGAGCAUUUCAACCCUAUUUACCAGACAAGGACUCCCUGCAGAGCUGGGUGGGCUCGGUGUCGCCGGGACGCGACGGCGGCGGCGUGCCAGGCUUGCACGUGGCCCAGGAGGCUCUGCUGACUCCGGUGUGUGACACGGGUUACUCACAUGUGCUGCGCGGGCGCCUCCUGCAGGGCACGCAGCCCUUUGACAAGGGGCUGGGCUUCUCUCACCAGGAGGCGGGCCAGGGAGCCUGGCAACAGGAGCAGAGGCGGGGCCAGAGGCAAGAGAGGGAGGACUACGCCGCUGAGACGCAGUUCGUUGAGGAGCGCGGAACUACGCUCGUCAGGAAGGUAGGGGUGGAUGUGAGAAAGGGCGCUCAGUCAGUACAGCGCACCAGUCUGCGGAGAAUUAAACACUGAAAUACACUUACUACCCAGUCCUCCAGGACCGGAAAGCCACUGCCAAAACAUCCUCCGCUAAACCACGACCGGACCGGAGAGGAAAAUGAGCAGAGGAGGAGGAGGAGGAGGAGGAGGAGGAGGAGGACAAGUGUGAACUAUAAAAUGACAAACAGAAUCAUCCUCAACCUGUGACCAUGGAGCACCACAAAACAAAAGAAGAGGAAGGGGAGAAAAAAAAAAAACAAAAAGAAGAAGAAACUUGUAGUUUUAUAACAUUUGUAAAGAAAAAUAUCAACCAGAGUAAGGCAUGAAUCUUUUUUUUUUAUAAAAAAAAAACAACAAAAAACAACAACAACGGUAUAAAUGUUAGUAAAACGACAAAGAAAAAAAAAGCAACAAAGUGCUUCCUGUGAACUGUAAUCGCAUGAUGACUGCUGGUGCAUGCCCUUUGACCUUUUGAACUGUCAUUAUCUACGAACUGAAGGGGUGCGAGGUACGGGGCCGGCCCGCGCAUGGGUCGCAGGCCUUUUUAAGGACCUCCCCCGCCACCACCACCACCACCACCACCCCCCCUCCCCUCCAGCUGGAGUGGUUUGUUUCAGCGAGUUGAGUCCAACAACACUUCAGCCAAAAAAAAAAAGAAAAAAAAAAACAGUCCCUCAAUGGAUGGUCGUGCAAACAGCUGCGCCUGCGCUGAGCCCACCGACGCUUCUGUCACCGGACCCUUUCCCCUAUUACUCUCAAUGUGAUAUAUGCACUCUAAGCUACGUGGACAUGUGUCGGUGUGCGUGUAUGUGUGUGCGCGCGUGUACUCUCUCCUCUGCCGCAUGUGUUAUCUGCUUCUGGCUUGGCGCUGAGCCCUCGCCUCAUGAUUGGUUCGUCGUCCCCGUGGUGUUAACGGCGUGCUCAGCGCCGGAAUGAGAAAGCCGCCGUGCUUCCCGCCCUCCUCCUCCCCCUCCUCCUCCUCCUCCUCUCUCUCCCCCCUACCCCCCACACCUCCCCUCCCCACUCUCUCCUUUCGCUUGUGAGUUCUUGUCCUGCGUGUGCUGACGCUCGCUUCUUGUUGUUCGUUUCUUUGGAACACGUCCACCUUCGGCUCCCUUCGACUCCAGUAGACAACUGAACCUUGUGUUUUCAGGGGGGGGGAUGUUCUUCUUUGGGAAAGGCCGCCGGCCGCUCCGACGGCUCCGAGCGGAUGCGAAGCUUGACUUUUUUCCUCCCCUGUGCCCUUUCUCGAUGCUCUUCCAUCGUUUACUCCCAGUAGCGUUAAGUCGAAUCGAUCCUCAAUCCGUGUCAGUAGCCUCAGUCUUUAUGCAGUAGAAAUCCCAGGCCUCUCCCUCCCAUCAGCAUCUUACAGGCCCACCGUUGAGAGCUCCGUGUGCUCCCUCUCUUUAUCCCGCUCGCCGCGGCUGUAGCGCAUCGCUGUCCGAAUGUGCGUCGCCGUUUGAGGCAAAGCGAAACGAAGGAGCACGGGGGAUCUGAUCGGCGUGAGGACGGACGGACGCGUGGAGUUGCUGUGGAAGGAUGUGUGCAGCGAGGACAGACAGGUAGCACUGUGAUCGUCUUAUCAACACUGACCCCAGACUCGUGAAGCCGUCAAGACGCGUCGAAGCCCUCGCACGUGGAGCGAGCAAAAGCACACAAAACACAUUUAAACAACGCGCAUCACGCAGUUAAAAAAACGAUCACUUCCCGGUCAGGGCGUCGUUUGCCACAGCAAUAAUACAAGAACAGGAAGAACCAGGGCUUGGAAAAGUCUAAAGAAAAGACUCCUCGGUGAAGACACAAACUCCAUCUGGACCAACAGCACUCGAGUUUGACUUUGCUGCUGCUGCUGCUGCUGCUGCGCAGACGUCAGGUUUCGUCGCCCUUGAAGCGAAUGAGUCAGAGAGGACGUCGCGAUGCAGGAUCAGAUGACUCAGCUGUAGCAGCGCGGGGGCCGCGGAGGCCUGAGAGGGCCGUUUGCUUUUCAGCACUUAACGUAGCAAAUUAUAAACCAGGAUGUGUUCACGGAACACCUGUAAAAGGAGUUAGCCGCUGCCAAUCAGGUGACAUCCACCUGUCUUUUUCUUUCCACGUCUCACCCAGUCCAGAGACACACUGUAAACCAUCCGUCCGUCCACAUCUCCGAAAACACUUUAUGCAGAAACCUGACGGCAGCGCCGCGGAGGGGUCAUAUCACAGUAGCACACGUUUCCUGAAACUCGCAACACACUAUUUAUCCCAUAAGUACUGUAAACGCUACUGUAGCCUGAAUGACUGAGACACCGAGCGAAUGAUCGGUUACACAUCACAAGGGUGCACAUAUACUUUACCAUGCAUGAGAACCUCAUCCUUAUACAGCACAUGUUUUCUACAUAUCACGUUUUCCACUGUUACUCCACUCAGGUUUUCAGUUCUGCUCUGUCAGAAACGAGUUGUUUUUUUUUGUUUGUUUUUAAUUUCAAGUUCAGAGUCCUCCUCUCAAAGACGGGACCAGGAAUUAGGUGUUGGGGCCUUUUGGGGUGGGAUGCAUGCGAGGUGGAGGGGGUGUUUUGUGGAUAUGUGAAGCAGGGUGUGUGUUUGAGGGAAUGUGUGCGUGUGUGUGUGUGUGUGGGCGAGGGUUAAUUAUUUGAUUGAAGGAAAACCAAAAAAAAAAAAAUGACAGAUAAGUAUUGAGAGUGUGGUCGGUGACCGCACGUCUACUCAACCUUCCUCUCCGGUGCUCAGCUCCGACUGACACCUUUUCUUGAUUGUGUUUGUCCAGAUUCAGAUCCAAAGGUGUUUUUAGUGGAGAACAGAAUUAAUGUUGAGGAAUGUUCUUUAAUUGGACUUUCUUGUGGGUUUUUAGACAGACGCAACUCGUACAGUGUUUUUAUUUUAGAGGUGUCUUAUCAAAUCAUCAGUUAACUGAACCCAAAGUCCCGCUCCGUGUGUAGUGUACUUCACAGCUUUUAGGUAACCGAGGGCAGCGCGUCCCACCGUCUCUCGAAUGACUCACUUUCAUUAUGUUAGUCUUUCUGUGCGCUCUCAGAACAUAAAAUGCAUACUUUAUCGCUUGUUAAAGUUAUAAUUCUUAAGAUUAUACAUUAUGAAUAUGACGGCUCAUCUGGAGGGAUGAAGAAGCCCUUUCCGUAGUGAAGCCUUUAAAUAUACUUGGCAGUCUGGAUGUAAAAUAAUAAUCAUUGAAGUGCUCCUCUUCACUAAAGUAAGGUCCUGAUUCAGCAGAUAUUAAAAAAAAAAUUCAGCAACGUCCUUUAUGGAUGUUGAGGGUGGCACAUAAAAUCGAGGCAACUUGAAUAUUUUUAUUAAUUUAUCGACGCUUUGUGCUUGGAAAACCAAAAAAUCUAAAUCACAAUAAACCCCCAUAGCUGAGGCAAACACACUCCCUGUUACUGGAAGUGGCCCCAAAUACAUGCGAUCCUUAAUCCAAUAUUCAUUUUCCUUUUGUGCAUGAAGGAAUUGAUUCAGACAAAUAAUUAGAACAUCAGGAAAAAUAAUAGUGUAAAAAAAAAGUGGCAACUGUGAUGUCAUCCACUGGUUUGUGGGCUUCAUGACUUUCAAUUAUGAAGCUCAAGUGGUAGUGACUUGGCAAUUACAGGGCAUCCUUUCUCUGAGGCAUACCCUGGAAUAUCUUCUAUAUCCUAUAAGCCUGAAGAGUGAGUCAAUGUCAUACUUUACUGAAAACUUGAACCAUGACUGAAACCGUUAACUCUUUAGAAAAAUGUUCACAGACUUGUAUUCAAUCUGGUUUUGCCCCCUGCUGGCCAUUAGUCGCAGGGCAGUUUUAGACAUGCAGUUUUUUUUAGCUUGGACAUUUGUCUAUUUCUUAAUUAAUAACCAUAAAUUUGGUAGCCUCUUAAAACCCAAUUGUUUGUUGCCACUGAUAGCCACCAUCAGUAAAAGUUGUUCUAACCAUCAGAGACUGCAGGUGGCGCCAAAUCAGCCACAACUAAAAUCUUAAGCAUUAUAACUUUCAAGUAGUCCUCUCUUUGUUUACAGUGAAAAGACAGAUUGUCGGUGAUGUUUGAGAAAAGAAAAUACACUCAGUUAAAUCAAACGAUGUAUUGAGUAGUAGUUUUAUGUUGUGUAAAUGUGUUUUUUUUUCCCACUCUGAGCUGGAUUUUAACUUUUAAUAUCAUCUGGGUAUAGCAUCUGAAUAAAUCAGUCAGUGAUCCUGUGCACUCCACCAUGUUUGUGCGUACAGUAUGUAAGUGUGUGUGAUGAUGAUGAUGACGACGAUGAUGAUGAUGCUGGUUGGAUCAGAGGGAAGAAGAGAGAGCGUUUUUACCAGGCCACGGGACUCAAGAGGACGUGUAACCUACGACAAUGUAUUUAAAAGAAAACAGAAAAAAAAGAGUAUUGUAAAAACUUACCGAAGAAUAGAGAUCACCUAUACUCCUUUAGAAUGGAUACAUGACAAUGUAAACGCAAUAUCAUAUUACUCUAUCCUAAGGAAUGCAACUGCGCACAUGCACAAAAAAGAAGAUGUUUUUAUGAAAAUAUAUGUAUAAAUAUAUGACAAAAUAUAUUUAAUUAGAAUGCUAUGCACCCUCAUACAGUUGUUAUGGAUGUUCUUUAAGCGUUAUGUAGACUAGGCCGACGCCCACACCAUGGGGAAUGUAGAGGCUUUGUAGCUAUGACCACUUGUUUUCUUUUCUUUUGUAUUGUCCCGGAGAGAGGACAAACAGACGUGAAUAUGUAUACAAGCCUUUCAAUCAGAAUCGUUCUGACAUGAAGAUAUGUAUAGAUCAUCUUACCCUGUACACCAGCUCAAACCAUUUACAAGAGUUAAUAAACAAAGAUGUGACAGAAAAA
Messenger RNA from Mugil cephalus (flathead mullet), 11442 nucleotides. It is a transcript of the gene ank1b, whose product is annotated as ankyrin 1, erythrocytic b. Bases 784 to 6663 code for a protein of 1959 amino acids. NCBI's taxonomy places the organism in Eukaryota, Metazoa, Chordata, Actinopteri, Mugiliformes, Mugilidae. Gene Ontology annotation, molecular function: protein binding. Gene Ontology annotation, biological process: signal transduction. The transcript is spliced from 45 exons. The record is from RefSeq and is a predicted model, not a curated record.